AUGCCUCGUGCCAAUGCUCCCAACAAUGUCGCCGAGGAAUUGCCAUUUGAGGGACCGAAUUUCUUUCGUUUGCGUGUCUGCUACGCGGUGCUGAGUGGGCGACCGAUUGUCGUCUCGGCGAUUCGCGAAGACGAGGAUAACCCCGGGAUACGAGACUGUGAAUCGAAACUUCUCUCGCUCAUCGAAAAGAUCACUAAUGGGACAAAGAUCGAAAUCAACAGUACAGGCACAAGGGUCACCCUUCGACCUGGGAUGAUCACUGGUGGAUGUGUGACGUUGAAUUGCGGAAAUGAUCGUUGUUUGAGCUAUUUCCUCGAGCCGUUGAUACUCAUCUCACCAUUCUGCAAACAAGCAAUGCGGAUAAAGUUAUUGGGGGUGACAAAUGCCCCGAACGAGCUCUCCGUUGACCAAAUCAAAACUGGAUGGCUGAACGUCUACAAUCGUUUCAUUUUAAACGACGAGGCGCUGGAUUUAAAGAUUGAACGACGCGGUUUAAAGCCGGGUGGUGGCGGGGUGGUGAUCUUUUCGGCGCCUGUUGUGCGGAAUUUGCGACCACUCAUUAGAGAAAAGCCGGGAAAAGUGUGCAAGAUUCGCGGACAAGCUUUCGUGACAAAAGUGUCUCCCUCGCUCGCUCAUCGGGCCAUUGAUGCGGCCAAGAAAACGCUGCGCGAUUACAUCUCCGACGUUUAUAUCACUGUUGAUCAACGAAAAGGCGACGCCGGUGGAAAUUCCCCGGGCUACGGUCUUUUUCUCUACGCCGAAACAACGGAAGGUGUUUUCUACACAGCUGAGGCGAUUUCCCGGCCGAAAGGCGAAAACGGCGAUCCUAUUGUGCCCGAAGAUGUCGGAACGGCCGCCGGGGUGGCGCUUCUGGAGGAGAUCGCAAGGGGCGGUUGUUGCGAUUCGUCAUCCCAGGUGCUCGCCUCGACUUUUAUGGCGUUAGGCGAGAAAGAUGUAAGCAAAUUCCUCAUGGGACCGCUCUCAACCUAUACAAUUCAUUCACUUCGCCACUUGCAACAAUUCUUCUUGACCACGUUUAAAAUCGACGACUUUGCCGCACUGGAUGCGGGCAAAAAAGCGCUUGAGGCAGAUAUGAGAAUCGGGGAUCCGCAUAAGGCUCUUCUCACCGGAGUUGGCGUCGGUUUUAAGAAUCUCAACAAAAUUAUCAUA
Mesorhabditis belari is the source of this 1170-nucleotide messenger RNA. The record is from the annotation of a GenBank genome assembly. Lineage: Eukaryota; Metazoa; Nematoda; Chromadorea; Rhabditida; Rhabditidae.